AUUCAGUCGCUUGUGGGAGGCAGUUGCAUUCGAUUGCCAGCACUUUCAUCAGCGGAAAAGCCAGAGAGCAGCUAAUAGCCGGACAAAGAGUGAGAAAGCGAGAGCGGAGAGGGAGAGGCAGAACACAUUCGCUGGUUGGUCUUGGUCUUGGUACCACUCAUUCGACACAUUUUCCUUCAGUUUUCCCUCGGCAGCGAUACCAGCCGUCGCUUACUUUUUCGUUAUUCUGUUAUUGCUGGCCUUUGUUUAUUAGUGCGUGUCUUCGCUGCGAGCGGUUUUCGUAAUUGAAACGAGAGCGACAUAAUUAAAUUAAAAUAUACUCGCACACAGUAGCGCACUAGCAUCGAUAGACGGGCCAACUAAUCACAUUACCAGCCAUCAGACAUCAAGCCACCAGCCAUCAGGCCAUCGUCAGUCGGAAACCGAAACGCAGACCCGCAACACAAGACUCACAGUUCGCAUUGCAUACUUUUUGGCGCGCAUCGAAAUAAACACACCAAUACGUACAUCAAUACAACACAACAACAACAAACACAUUCAGGCUCGAUUGCUGCGUGAGUGUGAGUGUGCCUGUGUCUGUGCGAGAGUGCCUUCUAAAGUCGCCCAUCCUGCGAAGCGACAAAAUUCAUCAACUCUUGUGUCUGGGGUGGUAUGUGGAUAAAUUUUAGCCGCCAUGGAUCCCAGUGCUCUACAAAACAUGGAUCGGGACGCAUUAAAGAAGCAAAUCGAGAAUAUGAAAUAUCAGGCCUCCAUGGAGCGCUGGCCGUUAUCUAAAUCCAUAGCAGAAAUGCGCUCGUUCAUCGAGGAGAACGAGAAAAAUGAUCCGUUGAUCAAUGCGCCGGAUAAGAAGAACAAUCCAUGGGCCGAAAAGGGCAAAUGCGUUAUUAUGUAAUAUUAUCGUAAACCACAGAAAUACCGCCAUAAUUAUGAUAACCAGCCAAACAAUAAUAAUGCAACCCAUUCCACGACUCAUACCACAACAACAAGAACAACAACAGCAACUGGAACAGAAAACAAUCCAUAUACCUUUGAGGCACAGCCUCAACAUCAUCAGCAAUUAGAUACCCCUAGCCAAUGUAGCAGCCAAGUUUUGGGGCAGGAUUUGGGUGAAUCCCCGGAUCUGGUGCCGGUAGAGAUGCAGCACUACAACAACAACUACUACUACUAUUACAACUACAACUUGAGCUAUGAGCCGCCGGUCGAUCGGUCGCUGGGCGGCGGGGGCAAGCGGAGCAUUCAACGUCUGCAGCAACUGGUGCGAAGGACGCGGUACGAGCUGCAGCAAUGGCCGCUACUGAUGCAGCUGCUCCUGUUCGUCCUUUGGCUAAAUGCCAAGUUCUGGCAGCUGGUCAACGAACAGGUGACCUACCGCCGCAGGAGGUGGCACUGAGGGGCGAAGGACAUCGGGUGUUGCUUGGUAUGAGUUCGAUCUAGGCUUAAGUUGUGAAAAUUAUGCCCACACUCUUACAAUCUCAUCUCAAUAAAAAUAAUCAAAAUUCGCUGCGUAGUGGAAGCAGCGAACUUCAGCCAAUGCUUCUGUGUGAACUUAGCCUCCCGAAACGAAUGCAGAGAAAACAGAGAAAAACAUCCUGAACACCCUGAAAACAACGAGUACGGGCACAAGGUACUCGCUACUCGUUACUCCAUCACGAACUCGAUUCAUCAUCGUGCGCUCCUCAUCGUUGUCGAUCUUUCGUCGUUCCUCUCUCGUCGUUUUAAGCUCGUCUAUUUUACUUCUCUACAACUCUACUCGCUCGUUUCAUCCCUCUUCGUUCUUUCUAGCUAUCGUUCCUAGUCGUUUUUGCAUGCCAUACAUUCUUAGAACUUUCUGUUUUAUAUCGCUAUGUAUUUUUUUGCACACAUUAUCAUCGACAUCGCAUUCCAUCAUCCAAUCCCACCCGAACCGAAACCAAACCAAAAACAAAACACAGUAGUCGACAACGCUAAUUCAAUCAUAUCAGUCAUAAACAAGAAUAUGGGCACGCGCCUUGAUAAAUGUAACCCACCCAUCAUCAGUAGAGUCAACAAGAAGCCUUAGAAACGCCCUCGAAUCCCAUGCGAAACCAAAAGAUCUACCAACUUUUAUAAAAGGUUUCUCCUGCAAAGCUUGUCUAAGAAACUACCCCCAAAACGGUUAAUUGAUCGAAAUAGAUAAUACUUUGUUUAGAGAAAACUUUUUCACCAUUCAAAAGAAUGCGAUUAAGAUCAAGGGCUAACUCUUUAAGUAGAUUCGUAUUUUGAGUAGCGCUUUUUUAUUUGGUAGCCAGGCAAACGCUAACCAAACAGAAAUUCAAUUGUUUUACUUAAUUAAACAUAUAGUAUAUACGAAUAUAUGGAUAUUAUAAUUUUAUAUACAACAUACUUAUAGUUAUAUGCUAGGCAAACGAGCUAUUUAAAGGCAGACGCUGUAGUUACUCGAGGAUGAUAAUAUUAUAUUUAGUUUUAACAAAUAUGUUUACGAUCAACUAGCGGGACAUUAUUAUAUACGCAGACAACAUACACAAACACUUAAAAACCAUAUAAGAACAAUUAACUAUGGAAGAAGACGCAACACAUUUGUAUGGAUCAUAGAUGAACCAGCUUAGUGAAUACUUUAGAGAGAUCCACAAAAGUCAGCUGAAACUUUAUAUGUUAUAUGCGAAACGCGGAAUGGACUUGACAAAACAAAACGAACAAGAGUAAACUAUAUUAUAUUAUUAACUAUUAUAUACAAUAUAAAACGGGCGAGCCCCAGUGGCGGUUCCCAAAAAACAAGGCGCUGUUCAGCUGUUUGAAGAAAAUUCAUAAAAUCUAGCAAAGACGAUUUAUGAGUUUACGUUAAUAAAAUACUAAGUUCAGCUUAUCGCGAUGAUUUCCAUUAAUAAGUUAAACAUAUGUUUUUACCAUUAAGAUGAACAAGAAUAUGAAGAGAAAAAGACAACAAUCAAAACACUUAAACACAAUACAUUCAACACGACACAUACUUGAAAUUAGUGAAACGACAAACUGAGGUUACAAAAAAAAAAAAAAAUGAAACAGAAUCUUAAUGAAAACACUACAAUUAUAUAGCGACUAAAAUUAACACAUUAAAUGAUAAUGUUAAGUUGAGAAACAAUGUAGCAAAUUGAGCAGUGAGCGUAAAAUUUAUUAUAAGUAAGUCGCGCAAAAGUCUACAGAAACUCCAAUUACAACAAGCAGAAAAGGAAACUUACAAAUAAGCAGCAAACGAUGCAGAUGAAAGCCAUCGUAUGGCGCGAAAUCCGAGAAAACAAAUGGAUGAAAAGAGACGAGAAGUUCCGCAGAGAAUGAGAUGCAUCAGAAUACAAUAGCUUACGAAACAGAGGUAAAUCGUAAGGUAAUCAAGUCAUGGAGCCCAAGUUCCAACAACGAACCUUUUGGCCGACAAAACGAUGUGGAAAUGGAAAACGAUUAGGAUUACAAACAGCACAAAGUAGCAAUCCGCUACGUCAAGAUCGAACAUCAGACCAUCCGAGGGCGAAAACACAGAAGCUGCAUCCCAAAAUUGAGCAGAACAAACACACAAAACUAUAAUAAGGUAUUGGUGGUUACAAAAAAAAACGUAUAUAAAGCGAUAUAUUAUGUACUCAUUCGACGAAUUGGCAUAUAGGGAAGUAAAUGAAAUGGUUUAGUGAAGUAUAAUCAAAAGGCUUGAAGACUGGUAAUGACCUGACACCAUUGCCAGGCUUCACAGACCGGUCGAAUGCCAUUGGAUGUGAAACAAUCAGUGUGGCCAGACCUCACUUGCAUGCUUCGUAUCCUUCAGGUGUCUACGUCUGCUUGGAAGUUAAAAUCAAAGCAUGAAGUUCAAGUUGAAUAAAUAAAUAAAUAUAUAUAAAUAUAUAUAUGUAUAGUCUUGUACGCAACAGCAGUGCAGUUUUGUGCCCCAAGCUCAGUUCAGACUGAUGACUUUUAGCCAGUUUCAGUUAGGUUCCACGCGGAAUUGUACAUGCGUUCAAGAGAGCACUAAGCACGCUGAGUAGCAGAGCAUGGAGUCUCGGUAAAAUGGGUGUGAGGGUGUCGCCAAAAUUGAACAAGUGUCGCCGACCAGAUAAGGAUAAGUUCUUGAGAAGUUUCCUUCGAUUAGAUAACAUACGAUUUUCCAACAGUUUCGACUGGGUAUGGGGCACCGACAAAGCUCGUUCGAAAGGUGUUCUCGCACUUUGACAGUAUUUAAUCGAAAAUCGUUAAAUAAUCGCAUUAGAAUUAGGCAGAAAAAUGCAAGCCAUAGAAAAAUUAAUGUUGAGGGUCAUUUGUGAAAGGAUAGACGGAAUGAUGGAAAUGUUAAGCAGAGGAUAAAUUUAAUCAUUUUCCAGCAAGUUUAGGCAUUAUCAUAUGCAAUUAUAUAAAUGUUAAAAAUAAAAUUAACUAUUGAAAUCUAAAUAUAUAAAUAUAUAUAUGCAAGAGAAAUAUUACACCAACAGUUAUUGCAAGUUAAAUGAAUCGACGCGAACUCAAUUACUGAAUUUAGCAGAUAAGUGAAGACAGUUGACAAUUGCACAGGGGCAGAAGUACAGUAUGUGCCAAAAGCUGCGAUAACCGCGUGCUGCCUUGAGCAGAGCACUAGCGAUGUCAGGCCAAAGUCGAACUAGGUAAAUACAAAGAAGACGAUUGUCUAGGCGCUAAGUUGACGUUACAGUUCAUUGAAAGUGUUUAAAUUAUAUAUGGACAAACCAGUAUAUUAUCGAUUAAAGAUUAACUCAAUAUUUACGAUACGCCUUAUGGCAAUAUUACUAUGUGUAUUUAUUAAAUGUGUGUACUAUUUACCAGUAAAAAAAAAAUUAUUGUUACAAUUUAGGGUAUUAAGUGACGUUAUUACUAAGAUAUAUGGACAUAUAGAUUACGAUUUUAAAACUUAUAUGAUAUGAUUGAUUCUUAAACUUGUCGAAUUGCGAACUCAGACAAACAAAAUCACGGUGCCGAAUUACAACCAAGGCGAAACCAGAAACCAAAGCAAACCAAACAAAACAAUUAUAAUUUAGAAAAAAAAGCUAAAUCUAGUUAGUAAGAGAAUUUUAACGCAGCCAUGCAAAAACAAACCACACGAAUAGGUGAGAGAAAGGAGUACACCGGAAGAAACCAAACACGAAACUCAAAUAGUAUGAUAUAACGAACAUGUAUUUAGCUGUUAAAAAAAAAAACAUCUACUAAAAAACCACAGUAAGCAAGAGGCAAAAGAGCUAAAUUGAAAAACAAACCAUAAGUAUGAUUAUCAUUAAAGGAACUUCUCUAAAUAAAAGUAAACUUUGAAAAUCCUUAGCGGAGAAAAACUACCCUCUCUAUAAAAAAAAAAAAACAAAAACUACAAAAAUGUCGAUUGUGUUUUAUUUCCCCCAAUUUCCCGUCAGCCGAUGAAGCUUUCCCGACCGUGCUAAGAUCCUCCCCCGACUUGUUGAUGUUGAUGAUGAUGAUGAUUGUGCUUUGAUAUUGAUGCUGCCUUGUGCUUUCCAUAUUCCUUUGCCAUGCUUUGCCUAAGUUCCAUACUUAUCGUAUUCAGUUGGUAUUAUUUCGUAUAUCUGCUUUUUGGCCUGUACAUAAUUGCGCUUGAGCUUCGUGUUGAGCAAAUUUAAAUGUAUUUCUUCAGAUUAACCUCGAAUUCUCAGCGACUGGCAAAAAACUUUGGGCUAAACCUUAUUUCAGAAUUCCAGCCCUGACAAUUGCUCUUGACGUAAGUAUGAAAGGAUAUCACGGAAUAAAGAGCAGCCGGCGACAGUUUCUUAAACUGCAUCUGUUGUUCCCAACUUUUGCUUCUUACUAGUUUGCCAGCUUGCCGGAUAAGCAUAAAACUUUCAGCCGAGCCAAGUUCCUCUUUUGAGUUUCAUCAAGUUGUUCAAUUGUUGCAGAACAUGUUUCAAGUAAUUAGCAAACGGUGCGUAUGCGUAAUGGAUUAUCCAUUUAGUUGAGUCUAUUGAGCCUUACAAAAAACCCAUUUUCCAUCUUUUAUGGGAGUAUUAAAUUUUAACACUCAAAUGACGUCGCCCAAAUAGCUCAUGUUGAAGUGGGAUCAAAUAACGCUUUGGCUGAGCAAAUCAAUCUAGAGCCAAUGACCAGCAAAGCCUGGCAUCUAAAUUCAUUUAGAAAAUGGAUUGGUAUUUGCUACUCGCCUUUGUCUGGCAGAAAACAAUGAGUCAUGCGCCUGAUUAUCGCUUGGCAAUCGCGUGGCAUUUGUUUCAAACUCAAUGGAUUUUGGAAAUGUGUAUUAUUUCAGAUGCUGCAAAAAUAAAUUAAGAUUCAAUUAAACACUGAAUACUUUUGAGUUUACUUUUAGUGAAUCGUUGUCACUUCAGUCCUUUUACAGACUUAAUUUCAGUUAGCAUUUCCCUUUAAAAGGUUGGUAUGUGACCGCCUUAAGUGACUGCCUGAUAUUGCGCACAAGUGGCUGUCAAAUAUCUCCAUAUUUAGACACAUUUCAUAUGCAAAUUGAGCUGGCUACCGAGCGAACUGAGAAAACGGAAAAAUUUCGAAUUUAUAUGCCAAUUGCUAGAGUGCGAAAUUAAUGCCACCCAGGGGCCAAAGGGAAAAAAAAACAGCGGAAACCCAGAAGUGUUUAAAUUACCAUGAAGCGAUAAAAAAGUACAGGAGGCCAAAACGGAAAGGUAUCCUUCUCUCUCCAUCCGUAGUAUAGUCUGGGUAUUUAUUGCCCAUCUCUGGUUUAUCAAGUAUUUAUUUCCCUUUCUCGUAAGGAGCCCGCAUACCGGGCGGUCUUUUCAAAACAGAUUGCAAACCCUUUCCCAGCUGGAUACAAGUACUGUGGGUGCUACCGAAAGAUAUUGAGCACCGUUCGGUUUGGUUGCCUUUGGUAUAGCAGCGUUCGAAUUAAAGGGUUUAAUGCGAAUCUGAGGCCGGUUUAACUCAUUCAAGAGAAUCCCCGAGGCGCAAAGCAUACAGGAAAUUUGUCAAAUUUAUUUCGCAUACUUGGAUGUACAAUUAAAUUAGCAUUUCAAUGCCGCAGAAAGCACUGACAAUUGCUGAAACACAAUGGCCGGCCAAUGGAUGAAUAUGAAAAUGCCAAUCCCCUGGCAGCGAUUAUAAAUUGGCUUUUGUGCAUGCAAAUCAGUUCAGUUCGAUAUGACAAUGACUUAAAUGUGAUUAAUAACUGUAUGUGUGAAAUUGACUGAUUUUGCGGUAAUUAAAGCGAAAAACUGCAACGCAUAAACUUACAUUUGUACUCAGAUGAAAAUCUGUACUCAGAUGAAAAGCACAUUUUGUUCACCCACAGCUAUUCACUCUCUCGACCAAUUUGUUAUUUGCUGUUUGCCAUUUCAGCGUCUCAGUGUCGCCAUUUUAUACGCCAUUUGCUCGACCAACCCCUGCACCCCUCAUGUACUUUCCCUACAUUUUUGCACCCCUCUGCAGUGCUCAUUAAAUGCAUUUUCUAAUGCAAUUGACAUUACUUGUUCUGCUGCGGCCUUGGGUUUCGGUGACUUUCGCUUCUGUUUGAUUAUGAAAAUGGUUUUCGGUCUGCGGCGAUGCUGGUUUUUAAUGAGACCCCACAAUAUGGCCGGAUUAUCGUCAAGGCCUGUCGUCCUAUACUAAUUAACAUGUCAGCUGGGGAAUGCUUAUCAAGUAUACGCAGCGUAUGCCAGUGGAAGCUCUAUCUCUGUCGGCGUUUUUCCACCUCAAGGGGAUCGCUCAGGUGAGCGAACAGAAGCCGCUAAGGCAGUCAACGAACUGUCAGCACUGGGAUUUAUCAGUGCUCGGAAAAAGCUGGAAAGUGCUGGGAAAUCUCACCAUGGGGAAAGCCAACUGUUUGACAGUCUGGCUUAGUUACCGUCCGGCUGUCCUUCUCCCUUUCUAUCCAACUGAUGGACGGACUGGUGACAAGCUGUAACCUAAAGAGCACUCAGAACACCUACAUUUUUACCUCCACCCACCCCCCACCAACAAAAAAAAAAAAACACAUGGCUUGAUUUAUAUUUUAUUUAAAAAGCGACAGCAAAAUUAUCAGGAUUUACUUUCGGCUACUUUUUUAGCGUGAGGUUCUGCUUGUUUUUUCCGUUGGUUGGGCUUGCAUAAAGUUUGUUUAACGUUUAUCUUGCGGUCGCUUUGCGCUUUUUCCAUGGCCGGCGAAAGUUUCUUUGGGCGGUCGUCUGGUGAUAAAAACAGCAAAAAGGAGGCCACCAGGAAGCUGAAUUUAAACAUGAAUAAUGAAAGGAGCUGUAAAUUGGCUGAGGACCCAACCACUGAAAGGUCACAACCCCUUGAAAUUAAUCAGAAAUGUAAAAUCACAAGCUCCUUCUAAAGUUUCGAAAGUUUUUCGGUUAGUGCAUGGUUAAUUUAAAUUCUAAGUAAUAUUCCGUGACCGAAAUGUAAACGGAGUCAGACUUUCGUCUUCUUACUAACUAAAGAUUCAUUUUGAUUAGGCUCACCAGCAGUGUUUUUUAAAAUUUCAAUGAACAAUUUAAGGUAAGUCACUCCCCUUUUGUUUCCUACCCGUUUCAAUGGCUUUUGUUAUUCUUUUUAUAAUUUACGCUAUUGGGCCUUUGGUACUCAACCAAGUGGAAAAAAUAUGGCAUCCAGUCAAAUCUUAUACGUAUUAAUUCUCAUUAAAUUUAAUUGCAAGCGACUUGGGUUCGAGGGCAGUCAGGUGGGCGACCCGCGUAUCCUUACAUCCUGUGACCCGUCAGUUGGCCCGUGUUUCUGGCACACUUAUGCAAAUGACUUGCGGGUGGAUCCCGCCGAGGACCGAAGCCGAUUAACCCCUUUUGUGUGCCGAGGUGUUGAAAGGUUCUGCACUCAAUUACGGAUGAAAAAAAUGAUCACCUGCUACCCGAAAACGGUUGGUAAUACCUAACAUCCCACCGAUUCGAAAUGAAAGGAAAAACACUUAGCACCCAAUUGUUGGCAAGUUCUCGGAAAAGCGCCAAAAAGUUUUGAAAGCUAAACUAAGCUGGGGAAUAAUGAAAAUUUGUUGAGCUACAUUUUGAAACGGUUCCAACGGCGGAAGUCGAAUUAAUUUCACGUGCCAAGUGAGCGACCGUCUCAUUCCACCUCAAAUCAAUUAAUUUGCCAGCUGCCAACAAAGAAUGAGAGAAUAGUUUGGGGGUAGCCUUAAUAUGUGGUCGGGUAUAUUUACAUUCUGCGGUUCGAGUUUCCCUGCAAUUUGUUGAGUGUUUCGCCAAUAGUUGAGCCCUAUUCAGUAAAGUUCUCUUUGCGGUUGCGGCAUUGGUAGAAAUAAUUAUGCAAUUGCGUUAAAGGGAUGAGUUUGAACUAAAAGUGUGUGAUCCUUUGAGCUGCGAAAAUCCUUAAUGACUAUCACACUAGUUGAAAUGGAUUUUCUUGAUUUAAAAAAAAAAAUACUGCCUGCUCAGCAGUUUCAACAGCUAUCUGAACGGCAAAUCGGAGAUUACAAAGCAACAAAAUUGUUACAAUACAUUUUCAUUCUCUAUCAAGGCCUAAAAUAAUAUUGGCAUAUAUUUUUUAAUCCCAUAUUCCACUCACACUCUCACGACCCAGUCGAGUGUAAAGACACCCCGCACAAAAUCCGAUUUGCACACGGUAAAAAUAAACGCAUGAAUGAAGGAAAAAAUCCCCAACAGAAAAUCAACAAAAAAUGAAUAAAUUCAAAGUGACGUGUAAGCAAAAACUAUUCACGCAUAAGCCCAGAAUUCCUGCAAAUAACAAAGGCAAAAAUCAAGAGCGAGCACAUACGAUGAAUAUAUAACUAGAGCUCCGCAGCGAAUGCAACGAAAAUGCACCCAAAUAUACGAACAAAAUAUAAAACGUGAAACGAAAUUAAAUGCAAAAAACUUGGCCAGCUGGGGUGGCAAAAAAAAAACUGCAUGACAUUUUUAAUUAUCUAGAACAAGUGCAUUUAGCACACAUCCACACAGACACAGUCAUGCAAAUAGAGACGCACACACAUACAGCACACAGGAAUGGAGAUAGUGAGGGCCAAAAUCGUUGCAUACUUUGCGGGCUGUUGGGCAUUUAAAUGAAAUUUCGUUUGCUAACUGCACAGUGAACAGUGCGAAAAGAAUGCGAAAAUGAGGCAACAGAUGAUGACAAGGGGGAGCAGUCGAACAGUCAAAAGUGCCGGGCAAAAGUUAAACAAAAUAUUUGCCAGUCACGCAAGCAUUUUUCACUUUCUCUUAAUUAAAGCGAGAACUGUUCCAAUUUCAUAAAUGUAUACCUAUAAUACCGGGCGCAAAAAAAAAAGAUGUUUCACUCGGGUGUGGCUGUACUUUCAACCCCUUUCGGCCAGCCAUUUUUGCACUUCCAAGUGGUGAAGAGAAAGCCAAUAAAAAUAUGUUUUUCUUUUACGGCCAACUUUUGUUUCGCCCUGCGAGUGUGUGCGUGUACACAGAUUUAUUAAAAUAUUUCCCCGACGAAGAGGGCAAUGAAGCAGACUGAAAAUCAGUCUGUUUUGGGCGAAGUGGCUAAUACUCUCUCGGUGAAGUCUUAACAGUGAAGACACUUGAGGGAAGAUAUUUCAUAAAAUUAUAUUUUAUUAGUGCUUAAAGCGCUACAAGAAAUUCUAAAGCAACUUCUUCCUAUGUGUUUGGAAUAUAACAAGUAAAUUAUUAACAAGAAAAUGUUACAGAAAAUGGAAAACGUGCCAGAUUGUCACGUUACGGUUAGUUAACUUAAUAAGUUACUGCAUGUUAUUCGUCUGCAUGUUCAAGUUAAUUAUCCUUAUCAACUGCAUAAAACGGCAAUCAUAUACGUUUCAGUAGCAGUUCCUUUAUUAAUAACGCCAAAAGGUUUCCAAUUUCUGCAUCGACUGGUGUUACGUGGUGCAUUCACCCAUUCUACAGAUUCUGCUGAUAUGUGGGCUCUUUUCAGUGAGCACGGCUCGUUAGCUUGCACUUUGCACACGCAGACCAAACAGAGUGAAAGAGUUGGUCUUAAUAAAAGCAAAUAUAAAGCUUUUUAAUAAUAUUAAAGCGGCUGGCAGCCAUCGAAAGCUGUUGCCGUUUUGGCUUAUUUGCCAAACACUUAAGUCGUAGCUUACUUUUGGUUCUCCGCUCGGGCGGCAAUAGUGAAAGUAAUUUGUUUAUUUAUUUGCAAGGAUAAUGGUCGGUGCUUAAAGUGAAAAACGGGAAAACGUAGAACUUUCCACGCGUAUUUGUGCAGCACUCGAAUUUCCAUUCCUACCGUUCAAAACUUUCGGCCAGAGCAGCUCUCUAAUCAAAGACAGGCAAAGGACGAGAGAAUGGAAGUGAUAACUUUAUCGGCGUCCGGAUUUUGCAUACAUCGCUGCGCUCGAGGGCUGACCUUAUCGUUCUGGAGAGCAAAGAAUAUGUUAAUACGCCCUCAAAAGGGCAACAAAAGUGCACAAAUAAUGUUUUCGAGCUUUUCUCGAACUAUAGAGAACAUUGCCCCCCGCCCGGCCCACCUCAUAUGACACACAUUUCCGCCCAUUGUUUGUUCUUGGCCUGCCUGUUCGCCUGAAUAUGUUUGCUCUCGUGUGUCUGCGCUCUGUUUAUGUUUGUUGACAUGGAAAAGCCUAAAAGUUAUGGUUCGGCAUCAUGGUCCGGGACACGCCCACUGGGGGCAAGUACCGUGCCAGACAUGACCAUCAUUUGCCUGCUUGCUAAUAAGCGGCUCAAGUGUUGGCCCGGAAUUAAUGCGAUCUCUCCCCAAUAUCUCUCUGUUCCAAAAGGUUACACUAACCGGACAUCAGAGUGUCGGUGUGUUUGAGUUUGGUGUUUUUGCUUGCCGAGGGCUUUGUUUGCAGUCGUUAACAUUGCCCAAGGCCAUAUUUGUUAGUGGACUAGAGUGUGGUGGUUAAGUCACCCAUGGUUACGAUUUGCUAAUGAGCUGGAUAAAAUAAAGUUGCCACUAAGCUGCAUGAUUAAUGCCAGAGGGGAUGUGUGGGAAUACCUAAUAAACUAUAUUACUAAAUUAAAUAUUAAUUUGUAUAUUUAGGCAUACGCUUUUCUAUGCUAUAGGCACCAAAAAUAAAUUGUGAACAACAUCGUCUUAGUUUGACUUGGAAUUAAGCAUUUAAAUGGUAUGACCUCGUCCUUUUCAGUUAUGUUUCCCGUUCAACCGCAGCCUUUUGUCAGUCACCCUGGGAAUGGACAACAACACCUCUGCUCCUUGGUGUCCUAAUCUCCCCCUUCGUUGUUUUGGCUUUUAACGACCUCUUACUGGCACUGCCACUUGGAGUCCGAAUCCUGCGCCGCCGCCUCCGCUGUCACUUACGCAUUCCACUCGAAUAACAAAAGCUUUUGAUUGAUAAGCGGCCAUAAUAAAUUUGUUAUUAGUGCGAGAGCCAGGACC
This is a messenger RNA of Drosophila melanogaster (fruit fly), 12225 nucleotides long. RefSeq names its product G protein gamma subunit 30A (gene Ggamma30A). Gene Ontology annotation, biological process: phospholipase C-activating G protein-coupled receptor signaling pathway; G protein-coupled receptor signaling pathway; sensory perception of taste. The record is from RefSeq and is marked reviewed. NCBI's taxonomy places the organism in Eukaryota, Metazoa, Arthropoda, Insecta, Diptera, Drosophilidae. Bases 674 to 892 code for a protein of 72 amino acids. Gene Ontology annotation, cellular component: heterotrimeric G-protein complex; cytoplasm; axon. Gene Ontology annotation, molecular function: G-protein beta-subunit binding. The transcript is spliced from 3 exons.